Lizanozyma spartinae is the source of this 2013-nucleotide messenger RNA. RefSeq lists its product as uncharacterized. Gene Ontology annotation, cellular component: clathrin-coated vesicle; clathrin-coated pit. Gene Ontology annotation, biological process: clathrin-dependent endocytosis; clathrin coat assembly; vesicle budding from membrane. The coding region runs from base 1 to 2013 and encodes 670 amino acids. NCBI's taxonomy places the organism in Eukaryota, Fungi, Ascomycota, Pichiomycetes, Serinales, Debaryomycetaceae. The transcript has a single exon. The record is from RefSeq and is a predicted model, not a curated record. Gene Ontology annotation, molecular function: clathrin heavy chain binding; 1-phosphatidylinositol binding; SNARE binding.
AUGACUACGUACGAGAAGAUCGUCAAGGGUGCCACCAAGGUCAAGGUUGCGGCGCCGAAACCAAAGUAUAUCGAGCCAAUUCUUAUGCUGACACUGAUAGAUAACCAUCUUGGAGCCGAGAACUUCAAUACGGUCAUGAGAACUUUGCAGUGCCGACUUCAAGAUAGCGCAUGGCUGGUUGUAUAUAAGGCCCUUAUAGUGAUCCAUAUUAUGAUCCGUGAAGGAGAUAAAAACGUUACCUUGAAGUAUUUGGCCGAUCAUCCCAACAUUCUCAAUGUCCUGCAACUGACUAUUGGUAAGAGUGGCGUUGCGGGCUACUCUUCAGAUAUACGGUUCAUUACUCGGUACACCAAGUAUCUUUCAACCCGAGCUCGUCAAUUUGGUCACACCCAUAUUGAUUACGUCCGAGACGAAAAGAGUAACAACUCCACAUCCCAAUCAGGCGGGAGAUUGCGUUCGUUAACGGUUGAAAAGGGUUUAUUAAGAGAGACCAUUAGUGUUCAGAAACAGAUUGAUGCAUUACUAAAGAAUAAUUUUGUGGAAAACGACAUUAACAACGACAUUGUGUUGACAUCGUUCCGGUUAUUAGUCAAUGACUUGUUGGCAUUCUUUCAAGAGUUGAACGAAGCAGUAGUCAAUAUAUUGGAACACUACUUUGAGAUGUCCAAAUACGAUGCAGAAGAAGCCCUUGCAAUCUAUAAGAAGUUUGUGGACCAAACCAAAUAUGUUAUUGAUUACCUUCGAGUUGCUAAGCAUUUAGAGUACGCAACGAAGUUGAAUGUUCCUACUAUUAAACAUGCUCCCACUGCCUUAACGUCUUCGUUAGAAGAGUACUUGGAUGAUCCGCUUUUCGAACAGAAUAGGAAACAGUAUCUUUUAGAGAAGAAGAAGGGUCCAAUAAACAAAGAUAGUAAUGGAGCAGUUCAUAAUAGCGAGGCAGUCCAGACUAAUUCUACUACUAAUGCUAAUGCUGCUGCUACUCCUAAUACUGCUGACUUGCAACAACAGCAGUUGUUACAACAACAGCAGUUACAGCAACAGCAGCUACAGCAACAACAAUUGCUUCAACAACAAUUGGUCCAACAAUCGUUACAACAACAAACCCAAGACUUCUUUUCCAAUCCACAACUUGUGGACUCUGCUGCUAGUGGUUUACAGAGAUCAGGUACCUUGCUCGUGCAGCAGAACACUUAUAAUCCAUGGGCAAAUACCUUUGUUCCCAAUCAAGUUCAAGUUCAACCACAGCUUCAACCUCAACAUCAACCAGUUUCCAUUCAACCAACUGGUGCUGGGUUUGGAGGUUAUGGUAAUACCAUGGUCUCACAACCAACAGGUAACCCAUUCAUGCAACAACAACAGCAACAAGCUUCCAUUAACGGCACUUACCCAAAUCAGCCGCACUUUCUACAAACCAUUCCUGAAGCCCAACAACAAGCUAUGGGUCCUCAAUAUACACAACCACAGACACAACCACCACAACUCCAAAGUCAAAACACAAAUCCAUUCCUCAAGAUGUCUCAAGGUUCAGCAGUGGAGCCUACGGCCACUGGAAAUCCCUUUGCAAAUACUCGAUUCUCCACUUCGUCCAACACCACUGCAUUGUCUUUUAACUAUAAUAAUAAUAAUAAUAAUAAUAAUAAUAAUUCUGUGGCAUCACCACCGACAAGGGUGACGUCCAACAUCACAGGGAAUAACCCAUUCAAAGUGUCACAGGCAACCACUGAAUUGUUUAACUCCGUCGAAAACUCCAUGCUUCAACAGCAGCAACAGAAACAACCUCUAAAGAGUCAACCAACAGCUGGUGGUCUUGAAGCGUUGCCAACCGUGCCAGUAUUUCCUCAGACUCAACUGGAACUCCAGAGACAACAAUACUUAGCGAGUGCUCAGAUGGGCUUAAACCAAGCUGUCUUCCAGCAGCAACAGCAACAGCAACAGCAACAGCAACAAUACAAUCAAGCACAAAUGCCAAUGCGAAUGACUUACCAAACGUACGAUGGUCCCAGUUUAAUCUGA